GGAGGCUGAGGAAAAAGGAUUGCAAGUUGAAGCUCAUCCUGAGCAACUUAAAAAAAUAAGUAAAUAGAAAGGGGUUAGGAUGUAGCUCAGUAACAGAGCAUCCCUGGGGUCAAUCCAUAGUAUCACAAGUAAAUGAAUUAAGGAACAUGGACUCACCAGAGCAGGGGGACAGCCUGGGUGACUUGUCAGGCCUAGGUGGUCACCUGGCCAGAUUUCAGAAUUAGAGAGUGAUACCUCACUCCUCUUCCUCCCUCAGUGGGCUCCCCUGUGCCGGGAGGGUCACUCUGUCCAGCUCAAGGGCUCCCCAUCCCUAGCCAGGGUCCCUGUUCCCCUGAUGGGGAGGAGGGGCCCAGCCCCCACUCCUGCCUAUUCCUCCCUCUGCUUCUAGCAGCCUCCUUGGGCCCUGUCUGAGCAGGUCUGCCUGGCAAGUUGGGACAUGUCUGGCCCCCAAGGACCAUCCCUGAGUGAUGGCUGCAGCAGCGGAGGGGCUGGAGUCCAGAGAAACUGCAGCUGCCUCAAAAGAUGCUCCAAGACCUGCUGUGGAGUCUGUGGAUGCAGGACCUGGGGCACCCCCCUUCCUGGCUGGGAAUCGGCUGAAUUUGGACUUGUACCCCAAGGGCUGCCACCAGCUGCUGCACCUGUGUGCCCAGCACCACCAGCAGCUGCUGCAGGUAGAGUUCUUGCGGCUGAGCACCCACGAGGACCCUCAACUGCUGGAAGCCACCCUGGCCCAGGUGCCGGGGAACCUGCCACACCUCCGCUCCUUGGUCCUCAAAGGAGGGCAAAAUCGGGGUGCCCUGGGUGCCUGCCUCCAGGGUACCCUGACCACGUUGCCCACUGGCCUGAGUACCUUGGCCCACCUGGUCCACCUAGACCUGAGCUUCAACAAACUGGUGACAUUGCCAGCCUGUGUCCCUCAGCUGCGCAGCCUGGACACGCUCCUUCUGUCUCAUAACCGCCUGUCAGAGCUCCCUGAGACCCUGGGUGCUCUCCAUGUUCUCACCUUCCUCACUGUGACACACAACUGCCUGCAAAAGCUGCCCCCGGCACUGGGGGCCCUGUCUGCCCUGCAGCAACUUGAUCUCUCAGAGAACCUUCUGGACACAUUACCUCCUGAGAUUGGAGGCCUGAGCAACCUCACUGAACUCAACCUGGCCUCCAACCGGCUGCAGAGCCUCCCUGUCUCCCUUGUGGGGCUGCGGUCCCUGCGGCUCCUUGUUUUGCACAGCAACUUCCUGACCUCAGUGCCUGCUGGUCUGGCCCAUCUCCCACUGCUCACUCGGCUUGACCUGAGGGACAACCAGCUCCGGCACCUGCCUCCUGAGCUACUAGAUGCACCCUUUGUGCGCUUACAGGGGAACCCCCUGGGUGAGGCCUCACCAGACUCUCUGAGUCCUCCAGGCACACCCCAAGUUCUUGAAAUGCCGAAACUGUUCCUGACCUCAGAUUUGGACAGCUUCCCUGUGACCCCCCAAGGCUGCUCUGUAACUCUGGCUUGUGGCGUCCGCCUGCGGUUCCCAGCGGGGGCCACCACUACCCCCAUCACUGUCCACUAUCGACUGUGGCUGCCAGAACCAGCACUCGUCUCCUUGGGCCCUCAUGACUCCUUGCUCAGCGGUGUCCUGGAGCUAUGGCCCCAUGGGGUGGCUUUUCAGCAGGAUGUGAGCCUGUGGCUGCUCUUUGUCCCCCCUCGGGCCCGUCGUUGCCAUGAGGUAGUGGUCAGAACCCGCAGGGACAAUAGCUGGAGUGACCUGGAGACCCACCUAGAGGAAGAGGCACCCAAGCGGCUCUGGGCUCGCUGCCAGGUGCCCCACUUCUCAUGGUUCCUUGUGGUUUUGCGCCCUGUAUCCAAUGCCUGCCUGGUACCUCCAGAGGGGACACUGCUGUGCUCUUCAGGUCAUCCUGGGGUCAAGGUCACCUUCCCUCCUGGGGCCACCGAGGAGCCUCGUCAUGUCUCCAUGCAGGUGGUGCACAUGGCUGGCCGAGAGUUGCGCGCCCUUCUAGGGGAGCCAGAGGCUGCGGUGAGCCCCCUGCUAUGCCUCUCACAGAGUGGUCCCCCCAGCUUCCUCCAACCAGUUACAGUGCAGCUACCCCUGCCCCCUGGUGUCACAGGUGAGAGGUCACUGUGCCAUUGGGUAGAGGAGACAGUGCUUGGAAGGGCCAGCCAGAGACCUCAGCCUGCUGCCCUUUCCUGUCUAGGCUUCAGCCUGGACCACUCCCGCCUGCACCUGCUGUACUGGGCCCCUCCUGCAGCCACCUGGGAUGACAUCACGGCUCAGGUGGUGCUGGAGCUCACUCACCUGUAUGCACGCUUCCAGGUCACACAUUUCUCCUGGUCAGUGCUCCCCAGGUCCCCCUCCCUGUCCUCCCCCAGUCUGGUCUGCACAGUGCAUCUCACCACUGACCCUCCCAGGUACUGGCUCUGGUACACCACCAAGAGCUGUGUGGGGGGCCUGGCGCGGAAGGCCUGGGAGCGGCUUCGGCUGCACCAAGUCAACCUCAUUGCCCUGCAAAGGCGCCGAGACCCCGAGCAGGUCCUGCUGCAGUGCCUGCCCCGAAACAAGGUGGAUGCCACCCUGCGCCGGCUGCUGGAGCGCUAUCGAGGGCCUGAGCCCUCUGACACUGUGGAGAUGUUUGAGGGCGAGAAGUUCUUUGCUGCCUUCGAGCGAGGCAUUGACGUGGAUGCUGACCGCCCAGACUGUGUGGAGGGCAGGGUCUGCUUUGUGUUCUACUCUCACCUGAAGAACCUGAAGGAAGUUUACAUCACCACAGCUCUGGAUCGGGAAGCUCAGGCGGUGCGAGGCCAGGUGUCCUUUUAUCGGGGCUCAGUGCCUGUGGAGGUACCCCAAGAGGCUGAGGCUGCCCGGCAGAGGAAGGGUGCGGAUGCCCUCUGGAUGGCCACUCUGCCUAUCAAGCUGCCGAGACUUCAGGGGCUCAAGGGUCACGGGAAGGGGGCCAGGCUUUCCCUGGCACCCCUGAACCUGGGCGACGCUGAGACUGGCUUUCUGACUCAGAGCAACCUGCUGAGUGUGGCUGGGCGCCUGGGUCCCGACUGGCCAGCCGUGGCCCUGCACUUGGGCAUGCCCUACCGAGAGCUGCAGCGCAUCCGGCAUGAGUUCCGGGACGACCUGGACGGGCAAAUCCGCCACAUGCUCUUCUCCUGGGCAGAGCGCCAGGCUGGGCAGCCAGGGGCUGUGGAGCUCUUGCUGCAGGCCCUGGAGCAGAGUGACCGGCAGGAUGUGGCUGAAGAAGUACGGGCCAUCUUGGAGCUCGGCCGCCACAAGUACCAGGACAGCAUCCGCCGUACGGGCCUGGCUGCGGAGGACUCUGCUCUGCCAGGCACAUCAGCCUCACAGUCCACAGAGCCUGCCCAGGCCUAAGCCCAGCAGGCUCUGGACAUUGGCCUGGCCCCUGGCAGAGCUCAACCUUCAAGUCUCUCCCCUGUCUGAGGGCGAUGUAAACCUGUACUGUUCCAUCUACCAUCUCAGAGCUUGGCCCGUCCAUCAAGUGGAGAAGCAGUUGGAGGGAAGGCAGGGCCAGGCUAUCUGAGGCCCAGCCUCUACUGGUAGGGGCUUCUGUAUGCCCAGUCUUCCCAUGGCCUUUGCUCCUGCCCCUCCCUCAGACCAUGCCUGUUGCCUGUGGUCCUGAUCUUCCCAGAAGUGGAGAGGAGCUGACUCUACAAAGUAACGAUUCUAUCAGAGAUGGAUACAAAGUCA
This is a messenger RNA of Ictidomys tridecemlineatus (thirteen-lined ground squirrel), 3716 nucleotides long. RefSeq names its product p53-induced death domain protein 1 (gene Pidd1). Gene Ontology annotation, molecular function: protein binding. Gene Ontology annotation, cellular component: cytoplasm. The record is from RefSeq and is a predicted model, not a curated record. Gene Ontology annotation, biological process: apoptotic process; signal transduction; DNA damage response. NCBI's taxonomy places the organism in Eukaryota, Metazoa, Chordata, Mammalia, Rodentia, Sciuridae.